Messenger RNA from Bombyx mandarina (wild silkworm), 1158 nucleotides. RefSeq names its product juvenile hormone binding protein ce-0330. Lineage: Eukaryota; Metazoa; Arthropoda; Insecta; Lepidoptera; Bombycidae. Gene Ontology annotation, biological process: multicellular organismal reproductive process. The record is from RefSeq and is a predicted model, not a curated record.
UUUUGAGACUGUUGUAUAUUAAGACGUAGAUUGUGUCGUCUUAAAACAGUCUGAAAUCGUUUUUCUUGUAUUCACGUACAUAAGGAACAUUAGAAUAAAAUAUGAAAAUGUUUAUUUUAAAUGGAAUAUUUUUGUUAUUUCUCGCGGACUACACGCGCUCGUCAGUUUUGCCAGUGGAUAAAUGUAAACUAGAGAAUUCAGCUUGUAUGAUAACGGCCUUUCAAAAUGCGAUGCCCGUCUUCUUCAGUGGUCUUCCGGAGAUCGGUGUUGAAGUUCUUGACGUCAUGGAGCUGGAUUACGUUGAAUUCGAUAUAUCUGGCCUUAAGUUUACGCUGUCAGAUGGUCGUUUGAAGGGACACAAGAACGCAACUAUAGACGAUGUCAAAUGGGACACAGAGAAGAGGAGAUUUGAUGUAAUCUAUCAUCUCGAUUCUUCUAUCAAGGGACAUUAUACCGCCGGCGGUAGCAUACUCGUUUUGCCGAUCACUGGUGAUGGACAAAUGAAGUUAAAAUUAAAGAAUAUGCAGAUCCACUUUUAUAUUGAAUAUGAUGUGGAAAAAGCAGAGGAUGGCAAAGAUCACAUUGUUCUUAAAAAAUAUGAUUUCGAUUUUGACGUAAGAGAAAAUGCACAUUUCGAACUAUCAAACCUUUUCAAUGGUAACAAGGAAUUGAGUAAAAUAAUUCACAGUUUCCUCAAUGAGAAUUGGAAACAAGUAGUAACAGAAUUCGGAAGACCAAUUAUGGACGCUACAGCAAAGAAGUUCUUCAAGAACAUAAAUAUAUUCUUCGAAAAAAAUUCACUUGAAGAUAUAGCGAUUUUGUAGAAAUCGCUAUUAUAAUGAAUGUGUAUUAAAUGGUUCUUUUGUUUAUAUUGUGAAUUUUCCUCAAUAUUUCACCUAUGUAAGCUGGUUACUUACUAUUAAAUGGUUUUUUACAUAUAGGGGACUUUUUUUAGAUUUAGAUUCAAUUAUUCAUUGAUUUACUUAACGUCUACAUCGAUGAACAAAAUGAAAGAUAAAUGCGCUCAAAGUUGCUUGUUGAAUAUCUAAUGAAGGGCUCGUAUUUUAUUAGAACGAUAUUCUUCAGUGACUAAAAGCGUAGCUAAUAUGUACGUGUAUGCUUUCGGUACUUUCCUUAACUAAAGAACUCGUAAACCAU